AUGCUGAGGAAAACAAAGCUGAACGAUGACGAAGUGGAAAAUGAUGAAGCAGAGGAAAACCGGUUCUGGAAUGCUAUGCUUAAAGCCGACAAAAAAGACUACGCAAAAAUCUGCGACGAUUUUGGUGUUAAAGAUCUCCAUCUCAUUAGAAGUGAGAUAUCCUCUGGCGAAGAAAGUUCACAGAGCCUCAGUCCUGGAAUCAGACGGAAAUCAAAGAACACUAGCACGAACCCAUUUGGGAAAGAGCAUACCGAGCUUUACUCUGAGGACGAUGGACCCUUGUCAACCAAACAAUUAGGUAUCAAUGGGGAAUUUUACGACGAUGAAGUUGACUCAAGCUACCAAUAUUCACAGAGCAGUGAAGAAUCUGAAUCAGAAUCAGGGACACAAUCUGAGACACAAUCAGACUCAGAAUCAGAGACACAAUCAGACACACAAUCCGGAUCAGAGACAGAAUCCGAACAUGAGGAAACAGAAAAAUACUGUCCUGAAGAUAACCCAGAUGGUGAAACAGUGAAAGUCUGCCAAAGUCAAUCAAAGAAAUCUGCGAGCAGGAGGUCAAAUAAGAUCCAACAUAGAAGCCAUGAGUCUGAGUCAAAUAAGGUGGACGGUUAUGAAGAGGAAGACAUAUGUGAAGAAGGUGUUGACAAGAGGUCAACAAAGUCAAAAAAGUCUAAAAAGAAAAGUCGCAGUUCAAAUCACACAGAUAUUGACCGCAAUGAGGGUAAGCUUGACAAAUACUGA
Molecule: messenger RNA, 744 nt
Organism: Knipowitschia caucasica
Lineage: Eukaryota; Metazoa; Chordata; Actinopteri; Gobiiformes; Gobiidae
Source: the annotation of a GenBank genome assembly